CACGUUGUUGGUGGAGCUGUCAGCCCCAUUCUGCACCAUUGUUUCCCUAGGCAGCCGGAAGAGCUGUCCUGCCUUGUAUGCAAUUGUGUAGAUGCGACAAUUGCCGGGUAGGCAAAAAUCCAUUUGAGCACCGACAACACGGGCUACGGGUCUCUACAUUGUAAGUCUUAGAUUGUGUGUGUGCUCUUCGCCGAAAACGUUUCAGCCACACAUGUAAUUUAUCAGAGAAGGCGACAUUUGCGAUUGAGAUUGAAUGCGCUGCUCUCAAGAAACAUGAUUGUCUAACAGUAUGAAUGAAAAUUACAAGAUAACUACAUUUUGUCUGUAAGGUGUGUGAUGGCUACUGUACAGCAAGGUGGCCACGUUCUGAUGUGUGAAUCGAUGGGCAGGCCUGGCUCCUGGUGAAUUUAAUGAUUCGAUCUUAAAUUGCUUCAAGCUAAAAAAAAUAUUGCAUACAUUUUAAAGGGGAUGUUUGGAGUCAGUGGGGGGGGGGGGGGGGGUUGUGUUAAUUGGUUGUCAGUGGUGUGGCUGGCAGGAUCUGGCGGGAGCGUGUCGUGCCUGUGAAGCGGCAGUUCGGGGUUUGAGUGUGGCAGCCCGUCUCGUUAUCUGGCUCUGCCUCCUUUGUUGCGGCUCAACCAAUCCCUUUUAACAACAGCAAGAGGAGGCAGCUGUGUGCGGUGCGGAUGACUGCCAUGAGUGGGAUACUAAAGAGGAAGUUUGAGGAGGUGGAGGCCGCUGCCUCCCCGUGCACGUCGCUGCGCGGCUCCGAGGAGGACGAUGAAGUGUCCAGCAGCGAGAGUGGGGACAGCAGGGACAGCCUCAACCCGUCGGCGUCCCGCUUUUCCCCCGCCUCCAUCCUGAAGCGGGAGAAGCGCAUGAGGACACGGCGGGUUCACUUCGAGACGGUGACCGUCUACUACUUCAGCCGGCGGCAGGGCUUCACCAGCGUGCCCAGCCAGGGGGGCAGCACCCUGGGCAUGUCCAGCAGGCACAGCUGCGUGCGCCAGUACACCCUGGGUGAAUACGCCCUGGAGCAGGAGCGCAUCCACCGCGACAUGCUCAGGGACCACCUGAAGGAGGAGAAGCUCAACUCCAUCAAGCUGCGGCUGACAAACAACGGUUCAGCGGAGUCUGAAGAGGCCAGUGCACUGACACUGGACGAUAUCUCGGACGACGACCUGGACCUGGACAACACGGAGGUGGACGAGUACUUCUUCCUGCAGCCGCUGACCACCAAGAAGCGCCGGGCGCUGCUGCGGUCGUCGGGCGUGAAGAAGAUCGACGUGGAGGAGAAGCACGAGCUGCGCGCCAUCCGUGUCUCCAGGGAGGACUGCGGCUGCGACUGCAGGGUCUUCUGCGACCCAGAGACCUGCGCCUGCAGCAUGGCGGGGAUCAAGUGCCAGGUGGAUCGCAUGUCCUUCCCCUGCGGCUGCACCAAGGAGGGCUGCAGCAACGCCACGGGCCGCAUCGAGUUCAACCCCAUCCGCGUGCGCACCCACUUCUUACACACCAUCAUGAAGCUGGAGCUGGAGAAGAGCCGUGAGCAGCAACAACAGCAGCAGCAGCAACCGCAACAGACGGCGCAGCAGCAGGGUUACCACGGCGAGGGCAACGGCCACUGCAGCGCCCUGGUUCAGACGCAGCACGGCCUUGAGUACUCCCUGUCCGAGUCCGCCCAGCAGACGGCCAUCAUGCACUUACAGGCCGCCGAGGAAAUAGACGAAGGGCUGGAGGAUGAGGAAGAAGAGGAGGAGGAGGAUGAUGAAGAGGAGGACGAAGAUGAGAAUGAGGAAGAUGAUGAGGAGGAAGAGUCAGAGAACAGCAGCUUGUGCAGCGGCCUGUCCGACUCCAGCACACAGAGCCUCGCCGCCAGUGACUCAGAGGAGGAGGAGGAUGAGGAUGAAGAGGAGGACGAUGAGGAUGAGGAGGAGGAAGAGGAGGAGGCGAAGCCGGAAGACUUCCAGAAUGGGCUGAGCAGCACCAAUGCAACCAACACUACCGCCACCGCCACCAACACCACCGCCGCCAACACCACCACCAACAACAACAACUUCAAUGCUAAUGCCAACAGCAACACUAACUCCAACACCACCACGCCUGUCACUCAUCUGGAAGCUCAAUGCUACACAAACGGCACCACGGCGCAGGAUAGCCACACUACUGGCAACGCAUACUUCCUGAGCCCCGCAGCGGAUUACUAUCAGAUGGAGAGCGCUGCAGUGACAAAAGCUCCAGCCAAUCAGGAGGCCUACCAAGAAUCGCCCGCAUUCCAGGACAGGAUCACCAACGGCAACGGGGUGCAGUACACAGACUACACGCCGCAGUCGGACGAGCCGUACGCCAACAACCGCCGGCUCACCACGCUGUCCAACGGGGCCUCCUCCACAGUCAUCUCCUGCUGUGCCUCAGAGCAGGACAAAAGCCCUCCAGUCAAAGCAGCUUUCGGCGACCAGUCAGGACAGCUCAUGCAGAUGGACUUUCAGAACUACCUGAACAAUAACGGACAUGACCACUACGCCACGAACGGAACCUGCUUUGGGCCGGAGCCACUCAGCUCGGAGGUUGCGCACAGUCUGCCGGAGGUGCCAGAGCUACCAGACACCACCAAGGGACCUCCUUUGCUAGAGAGUCUUCAGGAGGUGACCCCAGUUUAGUAGACACGGUCAGUUUUAGAAUGGCUUUCAUUGAUAUAUAUAUAUAUAUAUAUAUCGUUUCAUAGGGAUGUCAGAAUUUAUGAACAUUCGUUUUCGCUUGUUCGACAGGUAACAAGCAAAUAACUUGCACAUUGAUACUUUGGUUUGAAACACUUAUGCCCAUAUUGCGCGAUGGGCAGUGGGUCUAUAAAUAUAAAAUAUACGACUUUUCAACGACCCAGGGAAAACUGGCAAAGAAGUGAAAGCUGCAAAAUGAAAGCACUCAAGAAAAACUGUAAGCUUUAGGCCCGUGCAAUGUAAUUUCAGAAGUAAAAGUUCUAGUUUUCAGCUGAUAUUGUGGGUAGAACUUUUCUAUGUCUGUGUGUCGAUAGUGCAAAAAAAAAAAGAUUGUCGCAGUUUAAUAUGGUCUGAAGUAUGUGUAUACUUAUAAUUGUUUUGAUAAAGCAUGUCAUUUUUUUAGCUUUUUGUUGGCAAAUGUUGUUUUUGUAUUAAAAAACUGCAUUAAUGUACCGCUUUAAAAAAUCACGCCGUUACAUAUGUAAAUCAUGCUUUAAGUGCGUAUGUAAAAGCAUGACACUACGCUCUGAAAAUGUAACCUUUCCACCUUGUGUUACUGAACAUACCAAACACACACAAAAAAAAAAAACGCAAAACAAAAGAGUAAACUCAUCGUACAUAAAUUGCACUUUCGAACGGGAGACAGACGCCAUUACUGAUCUUGAAAACAUAUCUGAGGGUUUGAUCAGAGUGUGACUUCAUUUUAUUCCCUUUUUGUUGUGCCAUCUAUUUGUUUUGUUGCGCUUUAAGCCCGUGAGCUCAAAGGAAGUACUAGGCUUGGGAACAGUGUCGUCGAAGACAUGAGAGUGCCGAGGUGGAAUUACUUGAUGGUGUAUACAGGGAUUUCCUCUCAAAUGCACUUUGAAAUGCGUCUAAUUUAACCUCGUGUCAAUUCAGAAUUAUAAUAGUAUUGUAAAGCAGAGAAACUGUGAAGCAAAUUGUAUGUGAACAAAGAACUGCAGGAGGUUAAGAAGGAGGACGCUGCUUCAGGUUAGAGGUUUAGAAUACAAUAAAGAGUAGGAUAGGCUACAAAUUAUGAGAGUUACCUCUGUGUGAAAUGAUAUUGAAAAUGAUUUCAACAGUAAAUAUAAUAUCUGAGUUUAUUCACAGUUUAACAACAGGUCCUGUAUCGAGACAGAGGGUUUCUGUUAACACUAAUCAGAACGUGAAGUGCAAUAGAGUGUGGGAGGAAAAGCAUAUGGGCCCCGAAACGAAGGCAUUUGAGGUCACAGAUGCAGCCAUCACAGAGCAUCUGUGCAGUUUAUGAAGCGAAAUGCUCCACUAUGCAUCUCGUUUGGUUCUCAUCUCAAUCACAUCUCAUCUCCCCUCCUCAACAGUGGUGGCUCAUUUAGACAAUAGUCUCUUGAUAGGCUCUCAAGACUGGACAAUCAAAUGCUCUCUCUCCGGCUCUGCAGAUCACUACAAAACAAACAGAGCCACUAUCGAGUAACAGUGUCGUGACAAAUACCUACUGUAGCUAUACUCAUCUGGAAAUAAUUACAUUUUUUUUUCAUAAAAAAAAAGAAAAGAAAAGAAGGUUUUUACGAUAACUACGUUUACGUCACUCAUUACAUCAUAGUAAGGUGUUGUGUUCUGCAUUGAAAAGGGAAUUAUUGUGUGUUUCCUUCUAGAUGAUUGCCUUGACUGCAGUACAGUAGCACAUUAAGAACAGAAUGCCUUGCUUUUUCUUCUUCUUCUUCUGUUGCUCCGUCAACUCGGUUUGCUGUUAUUUGCCGCUUGACUGAAACUCCUGUGUGUUCUUCAGGCUUUCCAUUGCCUCCGCAGCAGCAUCAGCGUUUGAGUGUAUGAUAUUGUAUAGCUAUCAGGCACACAGUGCCUGGGGGUUUGCUUAGUGCCAAAGCCUUCUAGCACAGGCUACACACUCAUUGACAUCGUAUCCAAGUUAGUAACUCUGCUGUGUUUGUUUGUUUUUGGUAUUUAUUAUGAAUGAUCCAACGAAAUGUGUAUUUAUUGUGGUUUACUGAAACUGUAUGUAAUUGAAUAAAAAACAUUUCUUUCUUAAA
Clupea harengus (Atlantic herring) is the source of this 4735-nucleotide messenger RNA. It is a transcript of the gene csrnp3, whose product is annotated as cysteine-serine-rich nuclear protein 3. The transcript is spliced from 7 exons. Lineage: Eukaryota; Metazoa; Chordata; Actinopteri; Clupeiformes; Clupeidae. Gene Ontology annotation, biological process: regulation of transcription by RNA polymerase II. The coding region runs from base 684 to 2654 and encodes 656 amino acids. Gene Ontology annotation, molecular function: DNA-binding transcription factor activity, RNA polymerase II-specific; sequence-specific DNA binding. The record is from RefSeq and is a predicted model, not a curated record. Gene Ontology annotation, cellular component: nucleus.